This is a messenger RNA of Eruca vesicaria subsp. sativa (arugula), 1491 nucleotides long. Lineage: Eukaryota; Viridiplantae; Streptophyta; Magnoliopsida; Brassicales; Brassicaceae. The record is from the annotation of a GenBank genome assembly.
CGAAUAAUUUUUUCGCCCAUUCUCUCCCCCAAAUCACUACUUCACUCGUCAAACCUCUUUUCUUUUAUUCGCCGGAACCCUAGGUUAGGUCCACUCUCCUCCAAUUUGAAUUUUCCGGUAAGUUUGGCCUCUUUUAUUCACGACCGCUUCAAUUUAAACCCUAGGUUAGGUUUUUGGUGUGAGAGCAGUAGUAGAUGAGCGUGCGAUUAGGGAACAUCUGAAUCUGAAUGGAGGGAGGAAUAAACCCAUGGACUAUGAUGACAAUAAUGACUUUCAAGACCAGAAUCUCCAUUUAGCUGGUGAAUCUAACACUAAGUUUCCUCCAGUGUCUCUUCCAAGGUUUGAUUUUGACGAAGAUAGUGAUUGGAUUGAGGAUUUCUCUCGUGCAAGUAGUAGUGGUGGUGGUGUAGUCUUUAGCUCUGCUGCUACGGUCUCUUGUGCCAUUUCUAGGCAUAAUAAUAAUGUUUGGUCUGAGGCUACUUCCUCCGAAUCUGUUGAAAUGCUUUUGAAUUCCAUUGGACAGGACCACCAAGUCACUGUAAAAGAGAAAUCUGGUACUUCGGAUGAGCUAGGCUGCACAAUGGAACAAUUGGAUCCUAUUCACACAAACCAUGAGGAUAUUCUUUCCCAAGACGAAACAGUAAACUUACAACCCAACCCAUCUGUGGAUGAUACUCCAGGAGACCCCUCUGUGAUAAAGACAGAUGCUGGACAGGAACAGGUCCCUGUGAAAGAUGACUCACCAACUGUUGCGCAGGAGUCCUCCAUGGAAGAAGAUAAUGCCAUUUUGGCUUCAAAUACAUUUGCUGUAGAGGAUGUGGAUACUGCUUGCUAUGAUAAGAUAGAGACUGAGACAACAGAUAGUCUUCUUGACCAAACUGUUGCGAAAGAGUUAUCCAUAGAGGAAAAGAAAGCCGAUGUAGCUUCAAAUUCUGCGACUGUAGAGGAUGUGAGUUCUAAUGAGCAUCAUAAGAUAGGAACUGAGACAACUGAUAGUCUUCAUACCGUUGCGGAAAAGUCAUAUAUGAAGGAAAAUGAUACUGUUUUAGCUUCAGUUACCAUGACUAGAGAGGCUGUGGAUACUGCUGCUCAUGAUAAGAUAGGAACUGAGACGACUGGUAGUCUUCUUGACCAAACUGAAGAUUCAUGCAUGGAGGAGAAGAACUCCGAUUUAGCUUCAGAUACAGCUACUGUUGAGGAUGUGAUUCCUACUGGUCAUAAUAAGAUAGGAACUGAGACGACUCAUAGUGUUCAUGACCAAACCAUUGCGGAAGAGGCAUCCGUGGAGGAAAAGAAUGCUGUUUUAGCUUCAGAUACCGCAAUUGUAGAGUAUGUGAAUUCUACUGGUCAUAAUAAGAUGGGAACUGAGACCACUGAUAGUCUUCUUGUCCAAACCGUUGUAGAAGAGGCAUCCAUGGAGGAAAAGAAAGCUGCUUUAGCUGAUGUGAAUUUUGCUGGUGAUGAUACCAUAGGAACUGAGACGACUCAUAG